UGCUGAUUCCAGUAAACCUCAAAGAUUACACAAUUUUCAGGAAGGGUCUGUUGAAAAUAAUUUACCAGUAUACACUACAACUACAACCAACAAUACCAAUUUAGAUUUUUUAAUAGAGGCGAGUAUAACUGUUGAAAAUAAUAAUAAUGUUGAUAAUAGUUGUUGUUGUUCAAAGAAUGAGUCAGGUUUAGAAUACUGGAAUAGACAGAGAGAGUUAUGGACUCGUGAAAAUUCAGAUGGUUCAGGGCCUUUCAUAUUAGUUAGCGGAUGGAAAAGAGAUGGAAUUUGGCCUAGUGACCAGCCAUCACCAACUUCAAGCACAAACACCCAAGUGCCACUUUAG
Messenger RNA from Entrophospora sp. SA101, 343 nucleotides. The record is from the annotation of a GenBank genome assembly. Lineage: Eukaryota; Fungi; Glomeromycota; Glomeromycetes; Entrophosporales; Entrophosporaceae.